Brassica napus (rape) is the source of this 771-nucleotide messenger RNA. Its product is annotated as retrovirus-related Pol polyprotein from transposon RE1. The record is from RefSeq and is a predicted model, not a curated record. The transcript has a single exon. The coding region runs from base 1 to 771 and encodes 256 amino acids. NCBI's taxonomy places the organism in Eukaryota, Viridiplantae, Streptophyta, Magnoliopsida, Brassicales, Brassicaceae.
AUGACUGAGUGCAUACCAAUCUCAACUCCUGCGGAUGUCAACACCAAACUAUCCGCAGACACUGGAGAUCGCAUUGACAAUCCCAAACAAUACCGGAGUCUAGCAGGGGCUCUUCAAUACCUCACCAUCACUAGGCCAGAUAUCACAUACGCUGUCCAACAAGUGUGCUUGUUCAUGCAUGAUCCACGCCAACAACACUUGACUGCACUAAAACGGAUCGUUCGCUACAUACAGGGAACUAAAGGUCAUGGUCUCCAGCUAUAUAGGUCUUCUACUGAUGCCUUAACAGCUUAUUCAGAUGCUGAUUGGGCAGGCUGUCCAGACACCCACCAAUCUACAUCAGGCUAUUGCGUGUAUCUAGGGGAGAACCUGAUCUCAUGGUCCUCAAAAAGACAACAAACAAUCUCCAGGUCUAGUGCAGAAGCAGAGUAUCGAGGAGUAGCCAACACUGUAGCUGAGACGUGUUUUCUACGGAACCUACUUCUUGAGCUCCACCUACCGAUCACAAAAGCAACACUCAUCUUUUGUGAUAAUGUGAGCUCCGUUUACUUGGCAUCCAAUCCUGUUAAGCAUCAACGUACAAAGCAUGUGGAACUUGAUCUCCAUUUUGUCCGUGAAAAAGUCGCACUUGGUCAGGUGAAAGUGCUACACGUACCAUCAUCAUAUCAGUACGCAGACAUAUUCACAAAAGAAUUGCCUUCCUCACUUUUCAACGCCUUUCGAACCAGUUUCACCGUUCGUUCCGCUGCCGAUCAAACUGAAGGAGGGUAA